UACUCUCUUUUGCCUACUUACUAGUGGACGGAACCGCGACCCACAAUCCUUUCCUUCAGUAAUAGCGAACCUUUGAUAGGAUGCAUACUCAGCAAUCUAGCGGACCUGGAGGCCAUUAUGCGCACACGAUAUUUCGAAAGAUUCAUCGCCACUACAGUGAUACAGAAUACCACCGCUCAGCGCGUACAAUCGAAAAAGAAAAGUAUCUGUUGUUCAAUAUCCCAUUCAACCGAUGGGCCAUGUUCCCCACUGCUUUUAUUUUUCAAGCCAUUUGCGGAUCACUCUAUGCCUGGUCCGUCUUUAACGAUCCCAUCGACAGUUACAUCUAUGGUCUGGUCAUGAAUCCGGCGACCGGCAAGUCCACGCCUUCUGCCCACAACGCCGCCAUCACGUUUUACAUUGCCGUUGGUUGCUUUGGUCUUUCUGCUGCCAUCAAUGGACCCUGGCUAGAGCGCAAUGGUCCGAAAUUGGCAGCAAUUCUAGGAGCGACCAUCUUUUUCCUCGGCAACAUGAUUGCGGCGAUCGGAAUCUACACUAAGCUCAUGGGACUCCUGUAUUUCGGGUACGGCGUCCUCGGUGGUGCAGGGCUCGGACUCUGUUAUAUCUCGCCGGUCUCUGCUCUCCAGAAAUGGUUCCCGGAUCGACGCGGUUUAGCAGCCGGGUUUGCGGUGUGUGGAUUUGGAGCGGGAUCGAUCAUCUUGGCAAAGAUUCCUCAGCCGUUGAUUGCGUCGGUUGGGUUGCCGCUGACGUUUGUGGUACUGGGGUGCUGUUAUUUUGGAGCGAUGUUGGUCUGUUUGAUGGCGUUCCGUAUCCCUCCCCCGGGAUUUCAGGUCAAUGGAAUGGAUAUCUAUAGGAACAAAGUGCCCGUUACUUCUUCAACAUCAGGGGCCGAUAAGCAAGAAUUAAGCGACGGCGACGAUUCUGCAUUGGAGGGAAAUAUGAACGAGAAGGCCUUCCAGGACUUUAUGGACCCGGGAGUGAGCAUGACUCUGAGCUCAGCGAUCUUUUCGAAGGAAUACCGGAUCAUCUACAUCAUGUUCUUUGGAAACUCGAUUGCAGGGCUGGUGUUCCUCUCCCGGUUGGCGAAUAUUGUGAAGGAUAUCUUUGGGAAAGAUGAGGCCACGGCGGCGACGAUCGUUGCCAUCAAUGGAGGGUUCAAUCUUGGAGGACGGCUUCUCUUUUCGACGGUUUCGGAUCGUAUGGGUCGUAAAAACGCGUUCUUUGUGAUGCUGUGCUCACAGGUGAUCAUCCUUGCGGCCUUGCCGACGAUCAUGGAGCGACAGGUCUACUGGGCCUUCUUGCUUGUGAUCUGGAUCCUGACGGCAUGCUACGGUGGAGGGUUUGGAUGCAUCCCUGCGUUCCUGUGUGAUAUGUUUGGGCCAUCGAACAUUGGUGCUCUGCACGGAAUUAUCCUGACGGCCUGGUCGUUGGCGGGCGUUGGAGGUGGGUUGCUGUUUACGGGGAUUUAUAACCACCUGUUGGGGACGGGCCAUACGACAAAGGACCCUUGGGUAUACUCGGUCAAUUUGAAUUGGAUCUUGGGAGUCGCUUGUGUCGGAUUUGUGUUCCUUUUGUUCGUGGGAACGAAUGUACACGAUCGGUUAUUGCCAAAGGAAGAAGGAGAGUGGGCGAGGAUGCGGGUGUUUGGAAGACUGGUAAUGUUUGGCAGGUUUGGGGUGAGAUGGAUGGGUGCGGAGACGGAGGAGUCUGAGUGGGCGGCGUAUGUGGAUCAGCGACGGGAGGAGGAACACGCAGUGAAGGAGAACCCCUCUACGCGCAUUGCGGACUGAGGAGCGGUGAGGGAUCCACAAUCUAUCAUUCAUAUAUCUUUUCAAAUCUCAUUUCUCAUUUUAUAUAAAUUUGCGUUCAAAACGAGCACCUAA
Messenger RNA from Gamsiella multidivaricata, 1883 nucleotides. RefSeq names its product major facilitator superfamily domain-containing protein. The transcript has 4 exons. Lineage: Eukaryota; Fungi; Mortierellomycota; Mortierellomycetes; Mortierellales; Mortierellaceae. The coding region runs from base 81 to 1790 and encodes 569 amino acids. The record is from RefSeq and is a predicted model, not a curated record. Gene Ontology annotation, biological process: transmembrane transport. Gene Ontology annotation, molecular function: transmembrane transporter activity.